Tigriopus californicus is the source of this 1739-nucleotide messenger RNA. RefSeq lists its product as uncharacterized. The coding region runs from base 71 to 1639 and encodes 522 amino acids. The record is from RefSeq and is a predicted model, not a curated record. Lineage: Eukaryota; Metazoa; Arthropoda; Copepoda; Harpacticoida; Harpacticidae. The transcript has a single exon.
GUUAAUUGCUUAGACACCAAAAAAUGCUUGGUACAAAAGUUUUCUCUCCAAACAUUUCGACCAAUUCAGCAUGAAGUUGUCCAAACGCAUAGUUCUAGCUCUUCUAUUCUUGAUACAUGUGUUUAACUUAACACUGGGAGCUAAAACUAAAGCCAAGAAAACGAAGAAGCCCAAAUAUUUCAUUGGUCAAGUCCCACCUGGGCAGUUCGAAUACUCGGAACUUCAUGGAGUGUACACGCCUACAGAAGCCACCCAAUUGUGCGAAGAAGACCUCCAAUGUGCUGGUUUUACUUUCAAGGGCACACCCCACGAGGAACAGAAAUAUCUCACCAACUUUUUCCAUUACAUUCCCAAGUCUGUGGAAAAACACUUGGACCAUUCUCGCCCGGAGUGGUCGACUUACCGAAACAAGCGACCUUUUUUGGCCUUUUCUGGCCUCCUUGCUGAUCCAGGCACGAACACUGAAAAUGUCGAAUCGUUUGCUAAUAUUUUAAAAUCUUCCAGUAAGACCUGGGAACAAUUCAACUGGCCGUUGAAAAUGCCAGUAUUGUCCUUCAAAUUUGGAGACGCUUCGGGUUCAGCCUAUGCUAGCCUUGAUUUGGGACAGUUGAAACUUGAGGAGAAAACCACGACCAUGACCUUUUUCGACCCUAACAGUAACCAGAUAACCGAAAACCAUCCCGUGAUAAAUCGAUGCUGUGUAUCGAGCUCAGCUGAAUCUGUUGAACAGAUGAAGAGUGUCGAUGAAGUGGACAAGCAGAGAUGUGAUAUUGAAGAUAGGCUUUUUGAAAAUGCUUUUGAAAUACAACGUCAACCGGUAUUGCUGACAGAAUGUGCUGCCACGUGUUCCAAACUGAAUUGGACACUUUCCAAUCUGAUUCGCAAUUUUGAUACCGAGGCAACUUGGUCUGCCAAGAUGGCCGGAACCCGUUCGAUUCAGGGUGACGUGGCAAAAAUUCUCGAAACCUUGUCGGUUGAAGGCACUGCUGCGUUUAAGUCCGUGUCUGGUCUUUUUAGUGGAACAGCGAUUGACAAAAUGUUAGCAUUUGUUUUGGACCACGAGGGAGCUCAAAUUGGACCAAAGACUCGAGAUCUGGCACAAACAGUGAAAGGCGAAAAGACUCAAAUGGAAUUUGUUAUGCUGUCACGAGGAGAGAUGAUAGAACGAGAAUCUGCGAAACUGGAAUCUGAUUCUAAAUUCACUCUUAUUUCUGGGAAAAUUUCCUGGUUGUUACUGCCAAUGGAUUCUUCCACCUUCAAGACCUCUUUGAGUUGUAACAAGAAAUGUUCCAGUUCUGCCGGAAAUGUACAUUUCUUUGAAACCGUUUUCCCCCAAAUCAAGACAAGAAUUUGGAACGGAAAGCGUUCUUUGGUUGUUCACCAAAGACCAGGAGAUACUUUGUAUAUUCCUAGGGAUUGGAUUUACCUCGGAGUUGGUCACGAGCCAUCCAAUUUGGUUCACGAUGAAUUCAUCUCGUUUCAAGCUUUGGCGGAUGUGGCUAAAUCCUGGCAUCAAGGAGACCUCUACAAGUUGAAAAAGGUACUAGGUUCCCACGAUAAUUACCGAAAGGAGUUCAGAAGAUUCAACGUAGCUUUGGACCAAAUCGUAAAAGGACGUAAGAAAUCUAAAAACGCUUAACGACAUAAUUGCGAAGGGUGCUUGUUGCUCUUCCUUGAACAAAUGGAGGUUUUAGUUUUGUCAUACGUGGAAGAUUUAAAUAUAAAAACAUAUUACUCAG